Messenger RNA from Coccidioides posadasii C735 delta SOWgp, 732 nucleotides. RefSeq lists its product as uncharacterized. The record is from RefSeq and is a predicted model, not a curated record. NCBI's taxonomy places the organism in Eukaryota, Fungi, Ascomycota, Eurotiomycetes, Onygenales, Onygenaceae.
AUGAGCGAGACACACAACGACCCGAUGGCCGUGCUGGAGGAAAUAUACAAUGAAGCUGACCUAGAGAAAGAAGAUCAGAAGAGUACUUUACGCAACUGGGCCCGAGCCUUUCUUGCAAAGAAGAUCGAAAAGUCAGGAGAGACCAAUAUUCUGAUUCUUCAGAAAAGCGAGCAAUGGAAAGAUCGAUUCAUGGGACUUAGGAAGAAGAAUGAGCUGUUUAACAAGGACUGUAGCGAGACAGAGGACGACCUACUUCUUAACAAGGCCCUCGAAGCCCUUGAAAAGGGAGAGAAGAAAGACCAAGACGGCGAGGAUGGAAAAAAGGACGACACGAAGCAGCUGGGCGGCUUAACCCCUAGGGAGCUCGAAAGCCUCUGCCAGUGUUUUCCCGAAAUCUUUAACCAGCUUGUUGAACAAUGUGAAGCGGAGAAAAGAGCCAAGGACGAGAAGGAGAAAAGGAAGAAGGAAAAGGAGAAACAAGACCAAGAUGAAAAUGCGGAAGCCAAGGAGAAGGACAAGGAAGAAAAGCCAUUAUCAUGCGCGCACCAGUGCUCCCAUUACCACACUUCCCCUUCUCCCGCUUUCCAUGGCCAAGAGCAUCCUUACGUUUCGCACGAUCUAUAUUCUUGCCCUCAUGGCCUUGAUUCCGGAGCAUACCUGUAUCCCGCCCAAAUUCCUGCGGUGUAUGGGCGUCCCAGAACGCCGUACUAUCCGAUCCCACCUCACUAUUGA